AUGAAGCAGAGCUAUGAGGUACUGUUAGGAACAUAUGAGGCGUUCGAUCUGACAGAUGAACAGUGCGCUCUCAGGCUGCUCGAGACGCGAAGACGGAAAGGCCGACCCAAAUACCCAGCUACAACCCUUACUGCAUCCGCCUCUAUUCGCGACAACUCAAGUGUGAGGGGCGUGCCUAGUCUAGUCGGGAUGAGGCAAUGGCUGCGAUCACUAGGCCAUUCGGAGAACGAGAUUGACAACUUGAACGUAAUUCAUGUUGGCGGCACAAAAGGGAAAGGUAGCACCUGUGCUUUUACCAGUUCCUUCCUCCUCGCGCAUGGUUUGAGAACAGGGUUUCCAAGGCGUAUUGGACUAUAUACCUCUCCUGAUUUGCAAUGCAUUCGGGAGAGAAUACAAAUUAAUAAUCAACCAAUAACGGAAGGUCUUUUCACACGAUACUUUUUCGAAGUUUGGGAGACUCUUAUCUCUCGAGAUUUGGCACGAUAUACGGACUUCACAGGACAACCUCGCUAUCUGCAGCUACUGGCCUUACUGGCUUUUCACACUUUCAUCAAAGAAGGUGUUGGCGCGGCAAUAUUCGAGACACACCAUGGCGGAGAAUACGACGCUACAAACGUGAUUCAGAAGCCUAUUGUGACUGGGAUCACGUCUCUGGGAAUGGACCAUAUUGACCAACUGGGCCCUACGAUCGAGGAUAUUGCAUGGCAUAAGGCGGGCAUUUUCAAACCCGGAGCACCAGCAUUCUCUGUCGUACAAGAGGCUGGUCCUGGUGAAGUUCUACAGAAACGUGCAGCCGAGAAAAAUACUGAAUUGACGUUUGUCUCGUCUUCCAGAACUCUUCCGGCCAACAGAAGAGUGCUCAGUGUUCCAGUACAACGAUUAAACUGUUCUUUGGCCCUUCAGCUAGCUGCAAGCUUUCUGCAGCUGAAGAAUCCCAAGUAUGCACUGAGCGCCGACGACAUAUCCCAGGGCAUUGAAAAUUUCUCGUGGAUUGGGAGAUUUGAGGUAAUAGAAACUAAGAGUGCACAGUGGUUUUUGGACGGUGCUCAUAAUACACUCAGUCUUGAGCAAGCUGCGGAGUGGUUUUCAAAGAACAUCAGUGCUGCACAUGUGCCACAAUAUCGUGUCCUUAUAUUUAGUCAUUUUUCCGAAGAGCGUGAUGGAGCGGCUCUUUUGGAGUGUCUAGCGCAUGCGCUUUCAAAGCACAACGCAAAGCCUGACCAUGUUAUUUUCACCACGUACAACGAGAGAGAAGAUGGAUCUACUAGAAUAGACAAAACACUUAAAGUGCCACAAACACCUUUCCCGGAUUUUUGCACAUCAUAUUCUUCCCUUUGGAAGACAAUGCAUCCUCAUGCCGCAGUUUCAAUUGAGUCAACCAUUGAAGGUGCCAUAAGGCUAGCAGAACGGAUCGGUGUUCAACAAGGCGGCAUGCAGGUGUUCGUUACUGGAAGCCUACACUUAGUUGGAGGUGCGCUCAACAUAUUGCGCCCUUAG
Molecule: messenger RNA, 1497 nt
Organism: Penicillium verhagenii
Lineage: Eukaryota; Fungi; Ascomycota; Eurotiomycetes; Eurotiales; Aspergillaceae
Exons: 4
Coding region: 1-1497 (498 amino acids)
Biological process (GO): tetrahydrofolylpolyglutamate biosynthetic process
Cellular component (GO): cytoplasm; mitochondrion; cytosol
Molecular function (GO): tetrahydrofolylpolyglutamate synthase activity; ATP binding
Source: RefSeq, a predicted model, not a curated record